Lodderomyces orthopsilosis Co 90-125 is the source of this 3246-nucleotide messenger RNA. RefSeq lists its product as uncharacterized. The record is from RefSeq and is a predicted model, not a curated record. Bases 1 to 3246 code for a protein of 1081 amino acids. Gene Ontology annotation, biological process: regulation of mitotic cell cycle; mitotic spindle organization. Gene Ontology annotation, cellular component: mitotic spindle. The transcript has a single exon. Lineage: Eukaryota; Fungi; Ascomycota; Pichiomycetes; Serinales; Debaryomycetaceae. Gene Ontology annotation, molecular function: protein binding.
AUGAGUGACAGACUAAAUAGCAGAAAUAAUUCAAUAUUAACGACACUGCCCCCGGCGCAAUCACUACUGCCUCAUGAUUUCCAACUCAAAAUUAAACGAAUAAUAGGCACUUCUGCAGCAGACAAACAACAAAUAUCAAUACAAGACAAUCUAGUAGCAUACACAGCAAGCGGUGGGGUAGUUGUUUGUAAGAUUGAUAAAGAAACCAAUUCAGUUGUUAGUCAGAGAUUCUUUUGUGCCAAUUCAAACGAGUCCAAAUUGCAGCUGUUGCAACUGGGUGUUUCCUCAGCCAAUGCUUACCUAAACAUGAUCAAAACUGAUUGUACACUGGAGGAAGUUAUUCGAGAUGAAUAUGGGUAUCCAAUUACCAGUCAACCUAUCGAAAUGUACGGAAAUUCGUUUCCACCAAAUGAAUUUGACGACAAUUUCAAUAACAAUGUUUGUCCAAGUCCCGGUAUCAAUAACCAGUCAUCACCAUCGAAACUAAAGGAUAAAGUAAGAUCUAUCAAAUGCAUAACACUCUCCCCAAAUAAACGUUUAUUGGCAAUUGGAGAAUCGGGUUAUCAACCACGAAUCCUAAUAUUUUCACUCGCUUCAAAUUCACAACAAAGCCCCAUCAUGGCUAUUUAUGAACACACAUUUGGCAUCAAUAACUUGGUGUUUUCACCUGACUCAAGAUUGCUAUGCUCGUUAGGAGUCGUUAAUGAUGGAUGCAUAAAUGUGUGGAAAUUGGGCUCGAAUCAUAUUCAAUUACAAGCAAGUAAUCGAUGUUCAAAUAUAAUUCAUAAAGUGAUUUGGCAUGAGAAUACAAUUGUCACUAUCGGACUACGGUUCAUUAAGUUAUGGAAAUUCGACAGUGGGAAUACCAAUAAACCUGUCGUUUUGAAAGGAAGAAAUGCUCAUUUGGGUAAUUUCAUGAAUUCGAUUUUUAUCGAUAUGACUUUGAUAAACGAGGAUGAACUUGUUUUAAUUGCUAAUGGUAAUCAAUUGUUAUUGCUAAAGUUGAAUUUCGACCCGCCAAAGCUAGUUGCUUUGAAAACUCCGGAUUAUGGAUUUUGUUCAAUAGCUGCUGAUCUUCAAGACGAAUUGAUUUGGUUGGGAGAUCUGAAUACAAAUUUAGAAAGUUUCAACAUUGCAGAUCUAACUCCAAUCGAGGUGAAUAAUGUGAGACCAGCAUCUUCUCCUCCUUCGAUAGGAUCUAAUAGCUUACAGCAGCAAUUAUCUGGAGUGUUUGGAAUGGAGACUAGUCAAGCACCUAGUAGCACAAUCGUUCAACUAUCAAACUUUUCACGAGAUUACCUUCUAUAUUCAACAAAGAAUGAGGAGAUCAUGCUUUGGAACAAAGAAUCAGGUAGAAACCAACCACUAGCUACAUCUAUUAUACGACAAAUCAGUGGUGUCAAGAAAAGCAAUGAAAAAGAGUAUCUAGUGUUUUCCAAAACUGGUACGGUGGAACAGUUUCAUCCAAACUCUUGUGAAUUGACCGAAAUAUUUCAGUUCAAAGCACCAGAGACCGAAGUUGUUGCUGAUUGUCUCACUGCACUAGAGAAAGUGGGUAACUUGUUCAUUUUGGGCUACAAAUUUGGAUCAUUGUUCAUUGUGGAACAGAAUGAAGUACUAUUCACCAUAAAAGCUCAUUCGUCAACAAUCAAUGAAAUUGUAUAUUUCACACAUGAUACAUAUGAUUUAAUAUGCAGUAUCUCAAGAGAUCGAAUGAUACAAAUAUUUGCUAAAGUAGACUCGAAAUGGGAUUUACUACAAACUAUACCUGUACAUAAUGGAAACUUACUCAAGGCGAUAUACCAUAAUGGGUUUUUAUACGUUUGUUCAACUGAUAGAACUAUAUCCAUACAUUCUAUCGCAACUGAUCCUAGUUUAAUGAUGACAAAGGUGAAAUCUUUAACAUUGAAAUCAACACCAAUUACAAUGUCAAUUUUUGAUCAUGAUUUAGUGGUUUCAACAAGUGAUAAGCAAUUGCUUGUAUUUGACUUGGAAAACAACUGUGAAUUUAAACGAUCAAUGAAGUUGAUUAAUGACAAAUUAAAUGAAAGUUUACAAGUGGAAAUGAUGGAGAGGUUCCAUAAUUUGUUGAUUGUUUGGUCUUCGGAUAAGUCGAUCAGAGGGUUCGAUUAUGUCACUGGUAAAGCAGUGGGUGUAAGUUGGGGUCAUCUGGAUUCAUUACUUGGCUUUUUCCUUAUACAAACUGAUACUGAUGAUGGGGAUGAAGACACAGAGCUUGUGACUAUUGGUAAUGAUGGAUGCUUAUUUUCGUGGCGUGUAACUGUAUCUUCAACAGUGAGAACAGUGUCAAAUGAAGAGAAUGGAAAGAUGUUUGAUGAAGUAGUUGGUUAUCUGCCAUCACCAGUACAUACAAAAGUUGCCAGAAAGAUAUUACCAACAGUGCCCAACUCUGCAGUUCCAUCAAAUGUAAUAUCUUCCUCUUCACCACCAAAGAAGGAGAAACUUAUUGACAAAUUGGAACAAGCAGCGACUGGACUUAGACCAAAAGUUGCGUUAUCAACAUCAUCAUCAUCUUCUUCCCCCAUUCCUCAAUCACCAACUCGGAAAUUAACUGCUGCUACAUUAAAAAGAAUCGAAUCUCGCAAUGGCAGGAAAGAAGAAACUGGUGGUAAUAGUCCUUGUGCUUCACCAAAAUCAUACAUGUCACCAACACGAUCAAAAUCGGUUUCUCCAAUUAGACCACUGGUGAAGUCUCGUCCAUCAUCUCCAACGCGUUCAUUAACCACAGCCAACAAAAGACAAAGCCAAAGACAAAGCCAAAGCCAAAGCCAAAGCCAAAGCCAAGCUGUCAAUGGUGGAGGAUUGUUAUCCAAGUUGAACGAACCGUUGGUGAAUUCGUCAAGUUCACCACCCAAACGACUCUUGUCGUCUAGUAGAGCCACCCUGGACCCAUUUGUCAGAGAUAAACAACAAAUCCUGCCAUUUGAUUCAUCCGUAUCAUCCACGUUUGAUUUGAAAACGGAUGAGAAUGUUUCACAAGCACCCACCAUUCCAUUAGUGGAAAAGUGCAUGGACCAAUUUAAUGAAUUAAUUAGUCGGGUUGAAGAACUACAAGAUCACGAAAGGGCUACAUUACUCAGUAAAAUCAACGAAGUUCGGUAUAUAUUAGAUGAUGAUUCUAAUGCUAUGCUAUUACGCAAUCAAGAUGACCUUUUGAACAAGUAUAGUGAUAAAUUGGUUGAAUUAGUUGAAGCUAAACUUUCAGGAUCGUCAAUAAGUGAAUGA